AUGGAAAAUAAUAAUAAUAACCAAGAUGAAGAUAAUACACCAAUUCCUCAAUUUAAAUGUCCAGAUUGGGCAUCCACUCCAAUUUCCAAUGCAUUUUUAGAGGUUUAUAAAAAUGGUGAGGUUAUUAACCAAAUUGAUAUAUCAAAAGAAAAAUACACUGUUUUUGGAAGAAAUUCAGAUGUUUCAAAUGUAGUUUUAGAUCACCCAUCAGUAUCAAGAAGACAUGCAGCUUUAGUUUAUCAUGGUGUAAAUGAUAGAUUUUAUUUGAUCGAUUUAAAUUCAGCUGAAGGUACAAUGGUAAAUAAUGAAAAAAUCAAACCAACAACACCAACAACAGUUAAAGAGGGUUUUACAUUCAGUUUUGCAUCCUCUUCAAAACAAUUUGUUUUAAAAAAUACAGCACCAGUUAGAGCACCAACUUUACAAGAGGUACGUUGUCGUCAUCUUUUAGUUAAACACAGAGGUUCAAGAAACCCAUCAUCAUGGAGAGAAACAAACAUCACUAGAACCAAAGAAGAGGCCAUUGCUCAACUUUUAGAGUACAAAAAAAUGAUCGAUAGUGGUAAAAAUAAAUUUGAAGAUUUAGCCAAAAAAUAUUCAGAUUGCAGCAGUGCUAAAAGAGGUGGGGAUUUAGGUCAUUUCAAAAGAGGUCAAAUGCAAAAACCAUUUGAAAACUGUUCAUUCAGUUUACAAGUUGGUCAAAUUUCAGAUAUUGUAGACACUGAUUCAGGUGUUCAUAUCAUUCAAAGAUUAGAAUAA
This is a messenger RNA of Dictyostelium purpureum, 759 nucleotides long. RefSeq lists its product as uncharacterized. The transcript is spliced from 2 exons. The record is from RefSeq and is a predicted model, not a curated record. Gene Ontology annotation, molecular function: protein binding; peptidyl-prolyl cis-trans isomerase activity. Gene Ontology annotation, cellular component: nucleus; cytosol. The coding region runs from base 1 to 759 and encodes 252 amino acids. Lineage: Eukaryota; Evosea; Eumycetozoa; Dictyosteliales; Dictyosteliaceae.